UCCCCGGCCUCCUCGCCCGUCGCCGCCGCCGCCGUCUCCUUCCGCCCGUCGCCAUGUCCAUCGCGGCGGACACCUCUCGCUCGCGCCAGGAAGGCCGCUCUCCGGUUCCUGGCCAGUCGUGCUCCGUUAUCCCCAGCGGGACGCCGGCCGAGAGGCUCACCGACGACCUCGUCGUGGAGAUCCUCUCGCGCGUCUCCGCCAAGGUGGUCUGCCGCUCCAAGUGCGUUUCCAAGCACUGGCUCGGCCUCAUCAACCACCCCGACCACCGCAAAAGGCUCCCCCAAACCCUGGCCGGCUUCUUCUACGGCAGCAACAUCACCGGGCAUCUGCCCUUCCACUUCACCAGCGUCUCAGGGGACCGCCGCCCUCCGUUCGGCACCUCCUUCACCUUCCUGCCCAACCACCACCUGCCCGUCGAUCUGCUCGACUCCUGCAACGGCCUCCUCCUCUGCCGAUGUUACCACGUUUCCGACGGGGUUGGCGCAUUUCAGUAUGUCGUGUGCAAUCCCGCCACCGAGAAGUGGGCCGUGUUGCCCAACUCCGGCAAGGCCACUGACAAUGUGGCCAUCAUAUGUCUGGGCUUUGACCCGGCCCUAUCAUCGCAUUUCCAUGUGUUUGAGCUGGUAGUUGAGCACAAUUAUAGUCAGGACACUGAUCUUUCCGGAGUGGCAGUGUAUUCGUCUGAAACCGGAGAGUGGGUUUAUAAGGAGGAGAGAUGGAUCGGAGAAGCUACCUGGCUUGCUGGUCGGCACUCCUCCACAGCGGUCUUUCUUGAUGGCCUUCUGUUUUUUAGUGCCUUUGACCCCGACUUGUACGAUUGUGUAGCUGCGGUGGACACAAAAGGAGAAACAUGGAUGAAAUUCAGGGCCCCUAGUGGUCAGGUUGAUGAUGGUUUUAUCCAUCUGUCACAGGGCCACUUACACUUUGCCAAUUUCCAGAGGGAUAAUGAUGGUGUUGCCAUUCGAUUUGUAGUUUAUGUUCUGGAGAACUAUCAAACCGGAGAAUGGAUAUUGAAGCAUGGCAUUGAAACUUCAAACAUGUUUGGAUGGACAGAUUUAUGUCCUGAUGGGGGUUUUGAUUUUAUUGCAAUUCAUCUGGAAUGCAACUUGGUGUUCUUUGCUGCGGAUGGUAUUAUAUUGGUGUGCUAUAAUAUGGAUAAUCGGCGAGUCAAAGUGAUUUCCUAUCUUGCAGAUGUCAAGCCCCUAUCUUUUCUGCCUUAUGUGCCGUUGUACACGUAGUCACGAUCAUUGCACAUUUGACAUCAAUAUGAGAUUGCUGGUGCCUUUAUGAGAAGUGGUUCUCUGAUCGGAGUCAAUUAUUCAUGCUAUGGAGCAGCGGGCUUGGUAUGCCUGCUUGAAUUUGGCUCUCCUUUUCUCUGACUGGUGAAUGCAUGUUUUUUUGGUCCGGAGCAAUGGUGGUGGUUCAGUAUGGAGGGAACUUGACUUAUUUCUCUGUGAUCAGUUAUCCAAAUUUGUGCUGAACUUUCUAUCCUAUGUACUGGUCUUUCUAUAUGUUAGUUCCUCUUAGAACAUCAUCAAACGCACUGUGCUUGGAUCACAAUUUUCAUUAUUUUGUAUUUUUGUUAGAGGUUUUGUUUUUAGAACACAAAAGUGGUCUUUAUUUGUGGGUAUUGUUCUGUUAGGUA
Triticum aestivum (bread wheat) is the source of this 1645-nucleotide messenger RNA. RefSeq names its product F-box protein At5g07610-like. The record is from RefSeq and is a predicted model, not a curated record. NCBI's taxonomy places the organism in Eukaryota, Viridiplantae, Streptophyta, Magnoliopsida, Poales, Poaceae. The transcript is spliced from 2 exons. Bases 54 to 1238 code for a protein of 394 amino acids. Gene Ontology annotation, molecular function: protein binding.